AGCUCUGACAACUCCGUCGAAGCAAUGAAGUCCUUCUUCUCUUUGUUUGCUGUGUUCCUCUCUCUCUCUCAGGUCAAUGCCAUUCAGCCUCGAAAGGUAGAGAACCGCGGUGACGAGGCUCAAACCACAUAUUGCGACGAUCCCUACUACGCGAUACCUCUGUACCGUGGCUAUUCAGGGUCGGGCACUGACCAUUUCUAUACCACCAAUGGCGCGGAGAUGGAGAAUGCAGUCAGCAAGCUGGGUUAUGCAUACGAAGGCGAACCUGGUUAUGUCUUUGGCUCUUACUCCUCAUACACCGACACAAUUCCGCUUUACCGCGUGUACAGCGGCAGUGCGGUCGACCAUUUCUAUACCACAUCGGCCAGCGAACGUGACAACGCCGUGGAACACCUCGGGUACAGCGAUGAAGGCAUUGCCGCCUACGUUUAUGGCAGCGAUAUCUGCGGCGCCAUCCCGCUCUACCGCACCUACAGCCCAGGCGCUACGGAUCACUUCUACACGACGUCUGAGUCCGAGCGCAACAACGCGGUGGCCCACUUGGGUUACAAUGAUGAGGGCAUUGCGGCGUAUGUGCUCCCCGUGCCAUCAGACAAUGUGAGAUCUCUUCCCGUUCUGCAUGCUCUGCCCAUUGCUGAUACAUGAUUGAGUCAGUAAGCGGUGGUCAUUCGAUAUAGGGGCUGCUUGGAGAUGAGAGAGUCGACCCCGCUUGCUUUCACCCGACCUCUAAUUGUUAGGUUAUAUCCGAAUGUCUUCUGCAUCGUAUUAUGGUCAACGCCACAUCUGUCAAAUUUAUCUUGCUCCACCAAUUUGAAACUUGAAGGACUUUC
Messenger RNA from Heterobasidion irregulare TC 32-1, 830 nucleotides. RefSeq lists its product as uncharacterized. The record is from RefSeq and is a predicted model, not a curated record. Bases 25 to 645 code for a protein of 206 amino acids. The transcript is spliced from 2 exons. NCBI's taxonomy places the organism in Eukaryota, Fungi, Basidiomycota, Agaricomycetes, Russulales, Bondarzewiaceae.